Molecule: messenger RNA, 306 nt
Organism: Manacus vitellinus (golden-collared manakin)
Lineage: Eukaryota; Metazoa; Chordata; Aves; Passeriformes; Pipridae
Product: protein S100-A4
Exons: 2
Coding region: 1-306 (101 amino acids)
Cellular component (GO): cytoplasm
Molecular function (GO): transition metal ion binding; calcium ion binding
Source: RefSeq, a predicted model, not a curated record
AUGGCGUGUCCCCUGGAGCAGGCACUGGCUGUGAUGGUCACCACCUUCCACAAGUACUCGGGGAAGGAGGGGGACAAGUUCAAGCUCAGCAAGGCUGAGCUCAAGGACCUGCUGAACAAGGAGCUGCCCAUCUUCGGGAGUAAACAAAUGGAUGAGGCGGAAUUCAAGCGGCUGGUGAACGACCUGGACCACAACAAGGACAGCGAGGUGGAUUUCAAGGAGUACGUGUGUUUCCUGGCCUGCAUCACCAUGGGCUUCAACGACUUCUUCAAGGACGACCCCAGCAAGCAGCACCGCAGGAAGUGA